Messenger RNA from Emericellopsis cladophorae, 969 nucleotides. RefSeq names its product FAD-binding domain-containing protein. Lineage: Eukaryota; Fungi; Ascomycota; Sordariomycetes; Hypocreales; Bionectriaceae. Gene Ontology annotation, molecular function: flavin adenine dinucleotide binding. The coding region runs from base 1 to 969 and encodes 322 amino acids. The record is from RefSeq and is a predicted model, not a curated record. The transcript is spliced from 4 exons.
AUGGACACCAAGUCUCAGACGGUGACCGUUGGAGGGGGUGCUCUUUUCAGCGAUGUCAUCCCCACAGUUCUCAAUGCGGGUUAUGAGAUCGGGUCGGACCUGCACGGCCUCACUGCCGACACUGUGGUUUCCUACAAGGUUGUCACUGCGGCCGGAAAAAUCAUGACAGUCUCCGACUUCCAGAAUGCAGAUCUAUUCUGGGCUAUGCGAGUUGCCGGUCAAAACUUUGGAAUCGUCCUCGAAACUACCUAUAAGAUUUUCAAAGUGACCAACGGCGGCAAGGCUUUGAAUGUCGACCUUAUCCUGCCUGCCAGCGCCAAUGGUACGCACUGGGGACUUAUCAAGAAGUUAUCCAUCAACAUGCUCGACGAACUCUCCAUGUUUACGGGGCGCCAACUCCUCGCGCCUAUCAUCGCCAACAACCCUCUCGUAACCAAGAUCAGUUACAUCAACGCUAUUGAUUUAAUCCCUACCUCGUUGUUUGGACGCUUCAACGAUCCGAUGUGCAAGAAAAGUAACCACGUCAGCACCUACACGGUUGGCCUCAAGCAGAUUGACAUAUCCACGUUCAACACCAUGUUCCACGACAUGGCAGAUUUCUGGAAACAGUAUCCCCAAACGACAGGUAGCACAAUCUAUUACCAAACUCUUCCGGUCCAGGCUGUGAAGGCCGUCCCGUCCGGCUUCAACUCGUACCCGACAUCGCAUCGCGAAAUUGAAACGCAUGUACUUAUGACGUACAACUACAACGAUGCUAGUAUCGACGCGAUCGUGAGCGACUUUGCCGACAAGAACCGUCAGAACCUCGCCAAGACGAGCGGCUUCUCGGAGCUAGAGCUGUACACGACCUAUGCUCAUGGCGAUGAGGGCGCUAAAAUUUGGUAUCGCGACAGUCUCCCUCGUCUUCAGGAACUGAAGAAGUAUGAUCUGGAGAAUAGGUUCCGUUUCUUCAACCCCAUUGUUGCCUAG